This is a messenger RNA of Penicillium malachiteum, 1242 nucleotides long. RefSeq lists its product as uncharacterized. The record is from RefSeq and is a predicted model, not a curated record. Bases 1 to 1242 code for a protein of 413 amino acids. Lineage: Eukaryota; Fungi; Ascomycota; Eurotiomycetes; Eurotiales; Aspergillaceae. The transcript has a single exon.
AUGACUAAGAAUGUUCGUGCCGGCGAUAGCUUUGGUCUCCUACCAGGGCCAAUCCUGGAGAUGAUACUUGUUCAGCUAGACCUUCCAUCGUUACACAAUCUGUCUCGAUCUUCUUACCUGGUUUUCUCAUUCCUCCAUGAAGAGGGAACCGCGCGGCGAAUCAUCGACACAAUUAUCCACCUCACUUUGCCGACGUCAGUCCAGCUUCUUGCUCGCAAAUUUGCAUUCUUGCGAUGGGCGUUUCGAGAGUGGGACACUCGUGCGGUGGGAAACAUCGCUGUUUUCAUUGCCGAAUUCAUCAAGUGCGAUGAAGAGAAGUACAGUUCUCUGCCACCCGAAAUGCCUCUAUCAAUUAUGUUCGAUGUCCUGGCAGCGGCAGCAACAAUCCGUUAUCUGGUUUUCCAUAUUCUACACAAGAUGAUCGAUCGUUGCAAAAAGUUGGAAUUUUCUCGACUGGAAAAUCCAAAAAAGAGAUACAUCCAAAACCCUAUACGCGUCGCUAACCCGGACAACCUGGUGUAUGCUCCCGUACCUAAACCCCCUCGGGUCCGAUAUCAGCAAGGUGAAAUGGGCUCGGUAUCUGCAUCCGAAGAGAAAAUAGCAACUCGUGCUCUUUGGGAGAUUUUCCUGAUUUGGGAGCUACGAUCAGGUGUCGGCAACACCCGAUGGACUUCUGAGGAGAGAGAUCUGUUUGACAGUGUGCCUUUUGAAAAGAUCUGGGGUCAUUCUUUGUUUAAUGACGAGAUGGAACCCAAUCGAACCAUGGCCAGUGAACUAUUUCCAUCCCUGCAAACUGUUACUCAAAGAUACCGUGCUGCCAAAUCACUAGCGCACAACGCGGGGUGGCAUUAUGAAGGAGAUUUUCCCCCUUUCAGCCUAAUUCCCGAUGUUACGAAACGCAAAUAUUCCAACCGCGGCUAUUCCUCUUAUUUGACCCUAUCUAAGCAUUAUACCUCACCAUGUCGAUAUGUGGGGUUUGACCCCUAUCGUCAAUAUGGAAUUGCCAUUUGGGAUCAAGGUCGUCUGGCAGCCCUUGGUCUCGACUAUGCUAAGGAAAAUCCCAUGGAGUUACCACAGGCCCCAAGGUCAGAGUGUGAUCAAUAUGUGAGAUGGGAAAGUAUUUUAACAGCAGAGGAUUUGGAAGAAAUCGAGCGAAGGCGCCAAUAUUAUUGGCCAGGGAGAGAGAUGGUUUGCGUGGAGAAUCAAGGUCAUGUGGAUCUAAGGAUGAAUAGCCAAUAUUGA